AGCAUCAAUCUAGGCCUUGCCGAAAACUGGCUGAUCCAAGACGAACUGGCCGCGUAUCUGAAGGAAAACUUCACCAUUGAUCCUCUUUACCACCUAACCUACGGACAAGGAGCAGCGGCCUCCCCCAAGCUUCGUGAGGCUCUUGCUACGUACUUCAAUGAAUACUUCGAUCCAUUUACCCCCGUAAACAAGGGCGAGAUCAUUGUUGCUUCUGGUGUGACAUCAUUGAUCGAUUCUAUAGCCUGGAAUACCUGCAGCGAUAAUGAAGGUAUCAUUAUUCCUCAGCCAUUAUACAAUGGGUUUCCGACAGAUAUACACUUCCGUGGUCACGCCAAGUUCAUAAACGCCUCUUUUGUUUGGGCAGACCGUGGAUAUUCCUUGGACGACGUCUUUGAUCCAGUCAUGAUUAGAAAGUCGUUGGACAGGGCCUGGGCGGACCAUCAAAAGCAAAACAUAACCAUGCGUGCUGUUAUGAUUGCCAAUCCGCAUAACCCUCUAGGACGCUGCUACUCCGAGGAAGCAUUGAAGGCAAUUGCCAGCUUCUGCGGUGAGCACAAAAUCCACUUCAUUUCAGACGAAAUAUACGCCAACUCCGUGUUUGAAAACAAGAACGCGACGAACGCCACUACAUUUACUUCGGUGCUUUCACUGAAUCUGAACAGUACCAUAGACCCCGAUCUUGUUCACGUCAUGUAUGGAAUGAGCAAGGAUUUCGGGGCAAGUGGCCUUCGACUCGGUGCGCUACAUUCGCGAAAUGAAGAGAUGAUCAAGGCAGCUUUUGGUGUCAAUCUAUUCUCGUGGCCGUCCUAUCUUGCCCAGGACAUGUGGGCUCGCCUUCUUGAAGACAAGACAGCCACCAAGGACUUCCUGAAAAAGAACAGUGAUCGCCUUGCAACCAGUUACGAACAUGUCACUAAGUGGCUGGACGACUUGAAGAUUGAGUAUUAUCAUGGAGGAAAUGCCGGACUCUUUAUCUGGGUUCGGAUCCUUCGCGAAGAGAGCACUGUCACACCGGCGCAGCUCAUAGACGAAUGUCGCAAGCGAGGUGUUAAUAUUGGGGACGGGCAGAACUUCCUGCCUGAAGGAAGCACUGGAUGGUUCCGUAUCACGUUUUCGUAUCCCCGUUCCAUGUUAGAACUCGGGCUCAGGCGGUUGGAGGAGACUCUCGCUGCGCUAAACUUGGUUUAA
Molecule: messenger RNA, 1188 nt
Organism: Aspergillus versicolor CBS 583.65
Lineage: Eukaryota; Fungi; Ascomycota; Eurotiomycetes; Eurotiales; Aspergillaceae
Product: pyridoxal phosphate-dependent aminotransferase
Exons: 6
Biological process (GO): biosynthetic process; amino acid metabolic process
Molecular function (GO): transaminase activity; pyridoxal phosphate binding
Source: RefSeq, a predicted model, not a curated record